This is a messenger RNA of Coregonus clupeaformis (lake whitefish), 7178 nucleotides long. RefSeq names its product Rho guanine nucleotide exchange factor (GEF) 40 (gene arhgef40). The record is from RefSeq and is a predicted model, not a curated record. The coding region runs from base 371 to 5743 and encodes 1790 amino acids. Lineage: Eukaryota; Metazoa; Chordata; Actinopteri; Salmoniformes; Salmonidae. The transcript has 29 exons. Gene Ontology annotation, molecular function: guanyl-nucleotide exchange factor activity.
GGGAGCAGAGGGAGGAGGAGUGUGGGACCAACAUUAGGAGACGGGGAGGAAAAAAACCAUUUUUACACGCUUGCCUUGCAGAAUCUGCACAGGGAAAUAACGGUAGAGGCAGAGAUUGACGGGGAAGACCGUGCGACGGCAAUCAUACAGUUUUCUCUUGCUUGUUGUCUGUGAAACAAAAGUACUCAGUCACAACCGACAACACACUACCCGACCACGUUACGGGACUACAACGGAUUUAACGAUUGGAAUAGGCGAAAUAUUCUUGCAUGGAGACAUUUCUAUAGUCUCUAUAGGAGUGGAUGGUUGGAGGAAGCGCGUCCAGGAAAGUUACAGACGACAAUGUAGGCUGCCCAGACGGAGUCAUAUCAUGGGCUCAGAGGCAGUGGAAGAUUGUGUGCAGGGGGCUCUCUCGUCCCUCUACCCCCCCUUUGAGAGCACAGCCCCGCCUCUCCUCUCUCAGGUUUUCUCUGUGUUGGAGUCGACUUAUCAGCAUGACAGUCUGAGGUACCUACUGGACUACUUCAUCCCAGCAAAGCACCUUCUGCACAAACUACAGCAGCAUGCCUGUUCUCAGUAUCUGGGCUGUCUGUUCCUCCACUCCGGUUGGCCCCUCUGCCUCGGAGAGAAGGUUGUGGUCCAGCUCUCUACUCUGGACUGGAGGCUGCUGCGCAGUACCGACUUCUACUUGCAGGUGGUUCCCUUCUCCACACGUUGCCCCCGCCUGGCCCUCAAGUGUUUGGCCCCCGGGGGCCGCAACGUCCAGGAGGUCCUGGUGCCCGAGUCACAGCACCCCCUGGUGUUCACUACAGAGUGGCUGCACAGUGUCAACAAGGAGAGGGGCUACAAGAGAGAAGGAGGUGGAGGGUUAGACACAUGUCUGGUUAGUACUUGUGACGGGGUGGUCCGCCUUCCGUGGGAGGAGGUGGUCUACCCCAAGUUCAUCCACAACCCAUCGGACGACCUGACUACCAUGGCUGACCACCCAACCUCCGUCCCCGACCACACCACCAACCUCACCCCGGUGGUGGGCCUCGGCCUGGGUGGCUGGGGGGGCUCCUCCUCUGGAGAACCAGACUCCUGUUCCUGGGACGAAGAAGACGAUGACCUACCUUUAGAUAGUGUAGAUGCAGAGGCCGCUCUACCCCGCCGACGGUGCAGCGAGGACGGGUUGGGGAGGACGACGAGGCACCACCAAAUGGGUGGUGAUGGGGACUACGUGGAACUCCUGGAGCCCAGGGGGGGUCCGGACGGCGGCGCGGAUCCCAGGCAGAGGUACCUGGAGAUGCAUGGGAUCUGUAAGACCAAGACACUGCCGCUGUGUAGGAGGAGCAAGGCUAUCAAGCUCCGCAGAGGGAAGGCCUGGGGGUACGGGCGACUGGACGCAGCCGGGGGCAGUAGGGGCGUUCUGGCGGGUAAGAGGGACCCCGUGACCCCCCGGGGGGACUGGUUACCCCCCCGCCCCCUGCCUAGAGUCAUCGAUCUAGGCCGAGCGAGGCGGUCUGGGUCGUAUCCCCCCUCGCUUCAGAACUCCGAUGAAGGGGAGCAACAGGGCCUAGGAAAAGACCCAGAAGGCCUAGGAAGCCGGGGGCUGUAUUUUGAGGGUCCGUCCAAGGAGAGGAGGCCCGGGGUGGGCAGGGAGAGGGACGGCAGUGGGUGUAAUGUUACACAGCCAUGCAGGGACAGCCAUGGUAGCUACAGUUUGGUAGCGACCGAGACAGUCAAUCACAAAGCAGCGCACGUUGUAGAGGGCCAAUCGGAUCAAGGCUCUCACUCUGAAUCUGUGUUUGAGGAUGCUGAUAAGCCACUGAGUGGAGACAGCGACACCAUGCCCACUUCAGACACACGAGGAAGUGGGGAGAAUGCUGCGAGGCCAUUGGUUGAUAUUCCAGGAAAUGGGGAGAACGUGGACAGCCCAUUGGCAGUUGGAUCUGAAACCCAGAAAGGAAGACGUUCCACUAGUGACUCUUGUUUACCAGACGAAACAGCAGACUCGAUAGAACACAGAGAGACGGGACGUUCUCUCUCUCGACCCGGUACUGACGCUGACCCAAAGGGAGCAACAACUUCAGAAGAGAGGGAGGAAGUAAAGACGGAGGAGACAGGAGUGUGUCCUAGAGGAAAGGAAGUAAAGACAGAGGAGACAGGAGUGUGUCCUAGAGGAAAGGAAGUAAAGACAGGAGGAUUCAGGGCACCCAGGAGGAAGAGGAAAGGGAGAGGUGGAAAGGGGAAGGCUAAAUGUGGUGGUCGUGGCAACCAGAAGACUCGAGACCAAGCCAGUUCCAAACCACCAAGUAAAACACCUCAGCGUGAUCCCGCACUCUCCCCGACAACCAACCUGCCAAUCACUGCAGCCAACCGAUCUGAGGCAGCACAGAAGCCUGAGGGGCCGGAUAAAGAGCUCACACCAGUCAAUGAGGGACAAGAAAAAGCUGAGAUUGAGGAAAGCAAUAGAGAAAACCAGGUUGUCCAAUCAGAAGUCUCACCUGACACAACUAGCCAAUCAGGCACAUCCUUAUCUAACCACUCUACAGAGGAGGUGGGGCCAGAGACAUCUCCUGACCUAUCGAAUGGCCUAUCACCUAAAGCCCCUCCUCUCCUAAGGGAAUUGGACACAGAACUCCUCCAAUCAGGAAAGCUGAUGUUGACAGGUACGGUGGACAGGCUGGGACGGGCUGUGGUUAUCACUGAAACGCAUCUCCCAGAGGACGGUUGCCGUGCGGACGAGAUGGGCCGUGUCUUGGCCUGUUAUCACAGGAUCACCCGCCCUUCUGCUAAAGAGCGUGGUCUAACAGUAAUAGUAGACAGUAGACAAUCUCCUCCCUCCGCUCUCUGCCUCGCCGCACUGAAACAAUUACAGGCUGUGGUCCCGGGAGGUCUUGGCUCUGUCCUCAUUCUGGUGGAGGAGCAGCAGCAGGAGUCGUCUCCACACACUCUAGAGGGAGUAGAGGUGCACACGGUGCGAGGGACAGGGGUCCUUCAGCAGUAUAUAGACAGGCAGCAGCUGCCUCUGGAGAUGGACGGAGACUACAAACACUGCCACUCUGACUGGCUGGCCUUCAGACUGAGUGUGGAGAGUCUAACUGAGUGUUGUGAGAGCGCCCUCUCUCUGUUGGAGGAUGCACUGCAGUCUAUGGACACAGCACCACUACCAGACUGUAUCAAGAAUGUUCCUCUAAGUAUGGACAAACACAGACAGCUGAUGACGAGCGUCCUAGUCGACCAACGGCUGACUGAGCUGCAGCGGAGGGGCGGGGCCUGGCUGGCAGGGCUGGCCAAUGGCACAUCAGGACUAGCAAAGCGGUCCCCAGACUGCAGGGCUGCUCUGGCUGCGACCUCUAACCUCUAUGACAGCGUGGAUGAUGCCCUCCACCGCCUCGUCCGCAUGUCCAAUCAGAGGGGAAGUGACCUGGAAGCCCUCGGCCGAUUGGAUGCCAUGGUGGACAAACUGGAAAAGUGUGAGAGGGAGAUAGAGCAGAUCCAGGAUCAGUUGGAAGACUACAGGGAGCCUCCCAUCUCUCUCAGCAGACUCUCCCUCAAACAGCAGAAGUUCAAGACUUUCAGAGAGUCGGCCAAUGAGCUGCACACUGUGACCCUGGCGGUCCUUGGAGAUCUGGAGAGCUGGUCUGAGCUGGACUGGGGGGGACUGAGAGAGGUGCAGGUCAGGGUACCACCGGUCAGAGAGAGACUCAGAGACAUGUCUCACUGUCUGUCUGACUGCUGGACAACACUGGACAACACACAGAGACUACUGUCCACACUGACCGAGGCCAACCAGUGGUGCGACGUCAUCUCCUCCACCUCACCCUCCCCCUCCACCCCCCUCUCCUCCCUCCCUCCCAUUCCGCCAUCCCGUUUCCAGGACGCCCGUGCCUUAGCCUUGGAGCUGGGUGGUGGAGCUCUCCUGGACCUGUGGUCUCAGACCCUGGAGCGAUACCAACGCACCGUGGCCCAGGUCAAACCCAGGCUGCUGCAGCAGGCAGAGCGGGGUCAGAACCAGGGCCAGGCCCGGCCCAAGACCCCCUCCACCUCCAGUCUGUGGGACCUGAUGGGGCCCGAGGGAGAGGGAGACUGGGGUGUGGGGGCCGGGGGAGGGGAAGGAGGCCUCCAGUCCUGGGGGUCCCUGGCUUCACUGUUUCGCCCACAGACCUGCUCCACUCUGAAGAUAGGAGAGGAGAAAGGGAAUAAGAAGGGGGGAACAGGAGGAGGAGGUGGAGGAGGAGGUGGAGGAGGAGCGGGAGGAGGAGCGGGAGGAGGAGCGGGAGGAGGGAAGUUUCUGCAGAAUCUGCUGCAUCCGGCGAAGAAGAGUCCCACAGAAGCCUCUUUGCCCCCCAAGCCCCCCAGGAAGCGUCACCCCAGCUUCGACCUCCAGGCCCUGCUGGCCCCCCGUCGGGGCCCUGCCACCCCCAGGCCCGUAGAGCCUCCUGUGGGUGCAGCCAGCCGAGGAGGAGGAGGAGGGGUGCAGGGGGGAUCAGGGGUGCUCAUCAGAGGGGUAGAGGUGAGCAGCAAGGAGGUGGUGGACUACACCGGGACGCCAAGACAACACGUGCUGCUGAGCCGAGCGGAGAGGGAGACGGGAGGGGAGAGGCAGGGCACCACCACCGCACAGAGUAAACUGUACCUAUUGUGGUGCAGGAUGUUGAGUUCAGAGAGGCAGUACGUGGCCGUAUUAAAGGGGGUGGAGGAGACCUGCCUGCCCCUCCUGGAGGCUCCAGACACCCCCUCCUCCCUCAGGGGGAAAGCAGACCUCCUGUUCCCCAAAUGGGCCAGCCUCAGCUCCUUCCAUUCGCAGUACCUCCUCCCAGCCAUGGAGGGAGCUCUACUGCAGAGUCUGCUGCAACAGGACCUCUUCAGUAAAUACAGAGAGGAGUUUCUCCAGUACUCUCACUACAUCAGGACUAAACCAGAAGUGGACUCCCUGUUGGUCACUCAAGCUGCAGACUUCUUCAAGCUCAGACUCCCUUCCAGCCCUCCUCUCUCCCCCCUGUCGUUCCCCCACUGUCUCCAGGCCCCUACACAGAGACUGGAACAGUACUGCGAUGCCUUGGAAGAGCUGGGAGGGCUAAACCCUGCCUCCGACUCCUCCCUCUCCGUCCUCAGACACGUCCAGCGUCAUGGCGAGGACCUCCGGGCCAGCGACCUCAUCGUCGGGUGUCCGGUCCCAGUGGCGGAGCGUGGAGAGCUGGUGCGUCAAGGGGAGCUGUUGGUGUGUGGGGGGACCAGAAGGAAGAAGACAGGGGUGAGGAGUGUGUUCCUCUAUCAACACCUCAUCAUCUUCACCAAACAGAAGAGCCCCAGUCCAGGACGCACCGCCUACAGCUUCAAACACAGCAUCAAGACGGGUGAGAUGGGUCUGACCCAGAGUGUGGGUGAGGAGGGGGUGAGGUUCGAGGUGUGGGUGCGUCAGGCCCCUCGUAUCAGGGACUGCCUGACCCUGCAAUGUCAGAGUGGAGAGGAGAGGGCAGCCUGGACACACGACAUCGCUCAGCUCCUCUGGACUCACGCUAUACACAACACAGAGUUGUGUCUGAAGGAGACAAUGUGUAUUGGUGUGUCCAGUAAGAUACUACUAGAUGUCACAGGAGCACCGGUAACAUCUGAACUCGACUCUAUCUACAAUCUCAACGACAGAGUCCACAGUAGCUGUUCAGACUCUUCCUCUGUUGGCAGUCAGAAGGAGGGGGGAUCCCCAGCCUCUGGGAGGGGACACACACAGAAUCAGUCUCCUUCCACUGCGGUGUAAUCUUCAUCUCAACAACAAACAAACUGGAUUCUGGACUCUGGACCUAAUAAAGACCAAAACAACAUCUCUAUGCAAGCCACUGGACGGGUCAAACUGGACAAGAAGUAAAGGACCAAAUUGAAAAGGGCAUACAGGAAACAAAGAGACAUUACGGCUCUAACUAACCCAGGAUCUAGCAUCAGCAGAGCCUGUUGUGGGUGGCCAUGUUGGAUCGGCCAGACCCAGUUGCUCGCCGAGUCAUUGAUACCGUGGACUCUCCAGCCACACAGUAGAGCCAUUGUCCUCCCUCUGCGGCUACCCACUAGGCCAAACCACUCUGCCUGAACCACUGACUGGCGGCCAUGGCCUUCGUGCUUCCACUAUCUCCUAAAACAUACAGGAACAUUAUAGGAAAUAUAGCUUAUACUGACUUUAUUGGACAUUAUUCAAAUGUAUCCUUUUACAAUGCUGUUUAAACAGUGCCGGUUUGUUGGGAUGAUAGUACUGUAGUAGUAUUAUAGAUUCUGUCUGUGUGGCUAUAUGUGGUAUAGCAUAGGCUAGGUGUGAUUGUGAUCUAUGCAAAUGAGUACAUGUAUGGAUGUAUGAGUGCACACAUUACGCAGAGUGUGGAACACACGCAUACACUCUGCAGACAGUCUUAUUGUGCUAUAGACAGUAGAGUACUGUUCCGACACUGUGGCCAACUCACAGCUCAGUCCAGUAGCUAUAGACCAACCAGUGGACAGAUAUCCACUAACGACAGGCAUGGUGCUCUACUCUCAGUAGGUCUUGCCUGGAAGUAAAGAAUAUAAUAAAGAAUAACAUGGAAAGGAAACGUCAACAUCUUAUUAUAACUAAACUAUUAAUCUAAGCACUAAAUAAGCUGUUAAGGAGACACUACCAAAGCAAGUGAGAAUGUGGGCCAAAUGGUUACAGUGUGUCCAAUUGUUAUUGUUGAUGGUUUAAGGAAAAGUGGUAUUAAGUCUUAUUCAGACGUAAGUCUUAUUGUAACCGUAUAACUUGUUUGGGGCCUUAUAGCAUUGCUCUGUAUAAAGCUACAGUAGCUAUGGGAUUCUAUGCAGUAUUCUCGAUGGGUCUUUUCAAUGACUAUUUAAUUGAUUGAUUUUGUUAUUAAUCUUUUUCAUAUAAGCCAUAAUGUUGUAAUCACCAAGUGUACAAACUUUUUGUUUGUUAGCAUAAGUUAAUGCAAUAUGAAGUUAUUUAGGUAUAGUGUGUAAAAUGAGUUAUUUGUUCAUGUCUGAGUAGUAUGCUUAUAGCUUUUAUACGUUAUUAAAAAUGAAGGAAAGUAUUCCAUGAAAUGGAGAUGUCUGUUACCUACUGUAUUAUCUUGUUAUGAAUUUAUUGAUUGUGUAUUUUUUAUGCAAUAUGCACUAUUAGCUUACACCUCCAACUUAAUACAAUACAAUAAGAAGAAGAAUAAAUCAUUUGGUGUGUG